GACCGAGAUCCACAUGGGCACUAGCAUCGUUAUGGAAGGACAAGAUACGCCCGCUCUCAAGAUCGUGCUAGGCGACGACAAAGACGUUGCCUAUCGUAGUCGCGGAAAGUUGCUGCCUGAGGACCAGCAAAGCACCGAACCGCACAUAAUCAGAACCUUUGCAAAUCUAUCCCUGGCUGCCCGAGACGAGCGCCGGAAGAACAAGAUCAUGGAGCCUAUGCCCGGUGUAACGCGUCCUGAAUGCGUGGACUAUGAUGCCUACCUCGUCUGCGAUGUCGAGGCAACGUGCGAAGACGGUGCAGGCUACACGUUCCCCAACGAGAUCAUCGAGCUUCCAAUAACGAUGCUGCGCUGGCGCAAGUGCGAACCGCGUCGAACGCUCAAAAAGAUCCUGAACGAGUGGGAGCUCUAUGUACAUGCAGAGUUCCAUACGUACGUGCAGCCAACGUGGAACAAGACGCUGAGCAAGUACUGCGAGGAUCUGACGGGGAUCAGUCAAGCCCAAGUCGAUCGGGCUCCAUCUUGGCGCGAGGCGCUCAAACUGCUGAGCGACUGGGUGCUUGCACAUGGCAUCCAGGGCAAGGGCAAGCUCAAAAGCUGCUUCAUCACUGACGGCCCUUGGGAUCUGCGCGAUUUUGUUCCAAAGACUUGCUGGAUCAAUGGCGUUUCAGUACCGCCCAUGAUGACCGAGCGCUACAUCGAUCUGCGCCUUUGUGCAGCAACGUACUUCAAGAUCCAGCCCAAGCUAGACAGCGCCAGAGCGCUGCGUAUACCUCACCGCAAGCCGGAUCGUAUGGAUGUUCCGAGUCUGCUCGACGCGCUCGGCCUGCCGCCUUUCGAAGGUCGUCAACACUCUGGCCGUGCUGAUACGCGUAAUACAGCGCGCGUCGUCAUGGGGUUCGCCGACAUUGGCUGGAUCCUCAUCCCUACUCUGCACGAAUUGCCAAGAUCGAUUCCCAACAAUCGCUGGCCAUGGCAAAGUCGCUCGAGAUCGCGACACAUCAUCUGGCCAGUGACUACUUCGACAGCACAUGCCGGGCAGGCGCCGACGGCCAGAAUGUGAUGACGAGAAGACACUGAGGGUGACAUUGUUUCUAUGCUUGUGAAGGGGUCUUGUAGAGUAUUAGAUCAUGGUUGUGUGGCGGCAUCGCAAAUGUCCUCAAUCAUGCAUUUUAGUCUGACAGGUAGAAUGGUAGAGGAGUGUGAUUGC
This is a messenger RNA of Mixia osmundae IAM 14324, 1210 nucleotides long. RefSeq lists its product as uncharacterized. NCBI's taxonomy places the organism in Eukaryota, Fungi, Basidiomycota, Mixiomycetes, Mixiales, Mixiaceae. The record is from RefSeq and is a predicted model, not a curated record. Gene Ontology annotation, molecular function: 3'-5'-RNA exonuclease activity; nucleic acid binding. The transcript is spliced from 4 exons. Gene Ontology annotation, biological process: exonucleolytic trimming to generate mature 3'-end of 5.8S rRNA from tricistronic rRNA transcript (SSU-rRNA, 5.8S rRNA, LSU-rRNA). Bases 14 to 1063 code for a protein of 349 amino acids.